Molecule: messenger RNA, 3463 nt
Organism: Patiria miniata (bat star)
Lineage: Eukaryota; Metazoa; Echinodermata; Asteroidea; Valvatida; Asterinidae
Exons: 1
Coding region: 1356-2471 (371 amino acids)
Source: RefSeq, a predicted model, not a curated record
UAUAAUCGCUUGCACGCUUGCACGCGAGGUCAAAAGGUCAAAUUAAACACCGCCGCCAUAUUGUGGGACAACGAUCCACCGCGCAGCUUGAAACUAAAGGUUACGCCAUGGUUACACAUACCGGUAAUGGCAGGACAACUGAAGACUUCGAUUAAAUUGUCAACAUAUAUGCUGACUGCCUACCACCUUCAGAGAAAGCAAGAUACAUAAAGAAAGCAAGCCAUGUUGGUAUUGACCCUUAUGUCAUUCCAAAAUGUGAAAAAUCCUCCCAACUCGCAGACCUGCCCGAACUCAAUUCAGUGGACGUGAUGGCGUACCUUAUUCAUGCCCCGAGCCCGUACACAUCGGAAAAUUUCCGUAACUAUAAAUCGUCAGAGGCGUACAACCAGUUCCUCAAUGGAUGGGUUUCGGAUGUGGCAACUUACAAAUUAAUUGGUCGGAACAACACAAGAAUAGUGACAGGACAGGUAAGAUAUUUAUCGGACUUUUUACGCUAAACAAUUAUACUGUCCGUGCCGCCAUCAUCAUGAUCAUGGGCAUGGCCAUGAUUUGGGUACAUACUCGGGUUGGCGGCCAGUGCGGCACCAUCCCGCAUACACGUACUGUUUAUGUGGAAAACGGUUGCUCAUUCCCACGGUUUCAAGUUGUUUUUUUCUUGACUGACAAAACAGCGAUGUAAUGAGGUAGUGAUGGUGAACUGAAAAGAACUGUCUCAGUGUAUAAUAAUUAAUACCCUGGAUGAAGGUUAUUUCCGUUUGGAACAAAAAGUCCCUGAUGUGAGAGAUGAUGACCAGGAUGACUGAUACCUUCACUUGUGCAAAAUUAAAUUUGGACACGUCUGAAGCAGACAGCAAAAUGGCCGCCGUCCAAAUGAGUUGUGCACAAUUGUGGUUUUUUUUUCAAUAUUUUUAUUUCAUGAGGAAAUAAAGGUAUCGCAGUUAAAUUUUGGAUAUUUUGUAUUGGCUGAACAUAUGUAUUACAAAAUGUAUGCACUCCAAGGAUUUACAGAGACCUUUACUUAAUUGUUUUACAAAGUCUGCACUACGUUUUACUCCUAACAUUGUUUAAUGCACGGUCCCUAUAAAUCAUUAUUUGACCCUCAAUUCUCAUUUCAAAAGCCAUGUACUUUAAGUUUCUUUUUAAAGUGGGAUUAAAUGGUGAUGAUUGCAAGAGAGGUUCUGUUAUGUCAGACCUAGUGACAAUAUGGUUCUCUAAUCUUCUGGAAUGUAGGUAUGUUUGAAAGUAACAUUUUUUGUUCUGAGAAAACUAUUGUGUGCACAUCAAGGAAUAUUUGUGUGGUCCUUGAUUGAAUAUGCCUUCUUUUUGCUUCCCUCAAUUCUGUCAAUCUUCAGGUAAUGCACUCACAAACACCAGGUGCUAAACCUUACCAGGCGUGGUGUGUUGUAGACAGCCCUGGAAGUAUUCGCAGCGCACACUGCAAUUGCAAAGCAGGCCUCGAUGAAACUUGCAGUCAUGUAUCUGCUGUUCUAUUUGCCAUUGACGCUGGGAUUCGCAUCAGAGAAAAAUCAACCCCCACAAUGGUCAAAGCUUACUGGAUGCAGCCAGGAAAAAGGGAACUUGAUGCACAACCACUUCACAGCAUUGACUUUUCUUCCUCCAAGGCUAAAAAGAGGAGGGCAGACCGUGAAAUUGACCACAACGCACAUGAGGUGAUUUCAGUAACCUGUUCUAACACACAACCUGAUCGGAUGACGAAGAGUGUAAUUGCUGGACCGACUGAGGAUGAACUUAGUUCCUUCUUGCACAGUCUUUCAGUGUCAGGCAUCAAGUGUGCGGUGCUUUCAGGGUUUGAGCCUUAUGCAGAUGCAUUUGUUCCAGUUGAGCAGAAGAAGGAGUUUCCUGUGAUACUGACUGACCUGGCCGAUCCCAAAAACUUUCACAUGAACUACACUGAUUUGCUCAGGAAAUGUAAUGAAAUUAAUAUUACAGUGUCUGCAGAAGCUUCUAAAAAUGUGAAGGCGGAAACAAGAGACCAGUCAAAAUCCAAGAUGUGGUUUCGCUAUCGUGCUGGUAGAGUCACCUCCUCCAGGCUCGGUGCAGUUUGCAAGACCAACCCAGCAAUGCCAGCUAUGAGUCUCAUUAAAUGCAUUUGCUAUCCAGACAUACUGAAGUUCUCUUCACAAGCCACAAGAUGGGGAUGCUGUCAUGAAAAGGAGGCCAUUGAAAUAUACACCGCACAGAUGAUGCAGACACAUGAAAACAUCAAGGUGGAAAAGAGUGGUCUGGUUCUGAACACCAUGUAUCCAUUUUUUGGUUCUUCACCAGAUGGGAUUGUCAACUGUAGCUGCCAUGGAAAAGGUUGUGUGGAGGUCAAGUGCCCAUACUGCAAGCGAGGCCAAACCAUUGAUAAAGCUGCAACAGAUCCACAGUUCUAUCUGCAAAAAUCAGACAGUGGGGAACUCGAACUUCGCAAAACACAACUACAUGUACUACUACCAGGUUCAAUCUAACAUCAAUGAGGUAUUGUGACUUUGUUGUGUGGACAAGCAAGAACAACAGCCUGCACAUUGAACGACUACAACCAGAUACACUGCUAUGGCAGGAAGCAGUGCAAAGAGCUGAGCACUUUUUCAGGGUAGCCGUCUUGCCUGAAUUAGUUGGCAAGUAUUUUACAAAAGUUCGAGAUGUUGAGAAUCAGGAAUUUCACAUAACAUGUGGCCCAACAAGUUCAUGCUACUGCGAAAAGCCAUCAGAGGGUGACAUGGCCAAAUGUGGAAAUCCAACAUGCAAAUGAAGAGAGUUUCAUUUGAAAUGCCUCGUACUAAAGAACAUGCCUAAAAGGAAGUGGUUGUGUCCACAGUGCAGAGGACUUCCUCAGUUCAGGUGCAAAAAUAAGAAAUGUCAGCAUGAAUCUCUCUUGUCUGAAUCACUUCAUGUGACAGAAGAAUGAACUUUGCUGUACAUGCAAAAUAUUGAUACCAUGUUUUCAGCAAAACAUUACAUUUGACAUUCAGCUGAUGUAUAUGUUUAGGGAUGGCCAACAACUCCAUUUCCGUUUUGGGUUUUGGAGGCUUUUUGUGGGGAAUGUAUUUUUGUUGUUCCUGAAGUCAAAAGGAGACACAUUGUCUUUGCCAGUUGUAGUUUUCAUUCAUAAUGCCACCUAAAAAGGCAUUUUGUUAUAAAUGUAAACGUGUCUAUUCUACAGUUUACUGAAGAAGAUCCCAUCUGUGUAUACCCUAGCUCAAAACCUUGAUACACCAUUGACAAGUUGCUAAUUGGUGUAGGUGAACAAUUUUGCUUAUUUUCUGUUUGAACAGUUUUGAAACAGCAGGUCUUUCUUUUCUGGGGAUGCACUUGUAAAAUGUUGGGUUUUGGUCUGCUAACCCUCCUACUUUAGCUGGCAAAUGAGGAAACACAGUGUCACCAGUCAAAAUCAUUUAAUGGGCUGCUUUUUCUAACAGAACAUCCACAGGCCUGUGCUGGGGAAAGGGGAUGCUGUAGU